Molecule: messenger RNA, 1617 nt
Organism: Lasiodiplodia theobromae
Lineage: Eukaryota; Fungi; Ascomycota; Dothideomycetes; Botryosphaeriales; Botryosphaeriaceae
Product: Secreted protein
Exons: 3
Coding region: 1-1617 (538 amino acids)
Source: RefSeq, a predicted model, not a curated record
AUGUACCGGCAAAUCAGUGGCCUCUUCUGGCUUUUCUCUCUUGCCAGCGCUGAUUGGCAGUUCAAAUCACGGCCAGACCUUGCCCCACCCCGCCUCAACAUUACGAUCCCCGCAGCCCCCACCGUUGAAAAAGGAUACUUGUUUCUUGCCCCCUUCGCGGGGCUUCCAGACACUCCUACUGAGCAACAUGGUCCACGCCAAGCCGGACCCUAUAUCUUUCGGGAUGAUGGGGAGCUCAUUUGGUCUGGAUACGGCAUCUACUCAAUCUGGGCAACAAACUUCCAGGCUGGCCGAUGGAAAGGAGAGGACAUUCUCUUCAGCUUUGAGGGGGACCAUAAUCCCGGAUAUGGUCAUGGCCAUGGGCACACGACAAUUCUGAACAAGCACUAUGACACAGUCAGAGAACUAAAGGCCGGGAACCACAAGCUUACCGAUAAGCAUGAGUUCCAUAUCAUUGGAGAGAAGACGGGUUUGAUCCAGAUCUAUCAGCCGGUUCCCCGGGAUCUCACGCCGUGGGGAGCAAGUGAAGAGCAGCAAUGGAUUGUCAAUGCCAUAAUUCAAGAACUCGAUAUCGAAACAGGCGAACUACUCUUUGAAUGGGCCAGCCUCGACCACGUAACCCCUGAUGAAGCCGUCCUCCCCCUCAACCCCGGCCAAGCCGGCUCGGGCUACAACUCCUCCGACGCCUGGGACUACUUCCACAUCAACAGCGUCGACAAAGACGCCGACGGCAACUACAUCGUCUCCGCUCGCGACGCCUGCUCCGUCCACAAAAUCUCCGGCAGCACCGGCGAGAUCCUAUGGCGGCUGGACGGCAAGAACUCGUCCUUCACCCUCGGCCCCAACGCGACCUUCUGCUUCCAGCACCACGCGCGCUUCCUGCCCAACCCAACGGGCGACCCAGCCGUCGAGUUCAUCUCGCUCUACGACAACUCGGCGCACGGCACCGAGCACAACGGCGGGUCAGAAGUGCACACGGCGCCGACAUCGAGCGGCAAGAUCCUCCGCCUCAACACGACGGAUUGGACGGCAGAGCUCGUCCAGGGCUUCUAUCCGCCGCCCGGCACGGGGUUGCUGUCGAAGAGCCAGGGCUCGACGCAGGUGCUGCCGAAUGGCAAUGUUGUCGUUAAUUGGGGCUCUGAGGGCGCGCUGACGGAGUACCUGCCGGACGGUACGCCUAUUUUUCAUACGUACUUUGAUAGCGGGGCGUUGGGUGAGGGCGUCCAGAAUUACCGUGGCUUCAGGUACAAUUGGACCGGGCUGCCGAGUGAGGACCCGGCGAUCUUGGCGUUGGAGAAUGCGGAUGGGUCGGGGACGACGGUGUAUGUGUCGUGGAAUGGGGAUACAGAGACGAGGGUGUGGAGGUUUUUUGAGUUCGAAGGUGAGAAUGGAUCGAGGAAGUUGCUCGGAGAGGCGGAGCGUGAGGGAUUCGAGACGGCUCUGAAAUUGCCUGGACGCCGGGUCAAGAAAGUUGUGGCGGAUGCGGUGGACGGAAACGGGAAAGUCUUGAGGACGACGGGCCUGAUUACGCCGGAGCGAGAGGUAUUGAAAGCAAUUCCACACAGGGGCAAGGACCGUCAGCAGCAGCAGUUUCUCAACAUCGGUUACGGCCAGUAG